ACUGUUAGAGCGUGCGUGCGAGGAGGAGGCGACCCGUUUCGCUCUUUUGUCCAUGCCGAACUUCGGAACAAUUUGAGGACUAACUAAACCCUUCAACAUGGCUUCAUCCGGAGGAGUUAUUUCACUCGUGGUCGUCGGCAAAAUAUCGGCGUUGUGACAUGGUGCACUUUGUCCCGAGAGUGGAUUUACGGGACUCGGCAAUGAGACGGGAGCAAACGCUGUUAUGCGCGUUUUCCUUGAGGGAAUAUUUCAAAUGGCUUAAUUUAAGAGUGCAGAGCAGUUUUUGAUUUCCAAACGAGGUGCGGUCUUAUUAAUUUUCUUGGUCACCACUUUACGCACGUCUUUUUUUUUUUUUUCUUUUUUGGAACUUUUGGACUAGGCGACUGACACGCAGACAAGCGAGACCCACGGUGGGACAACACCAUGACACUGUGUGUGCUCGCCUUGGUUGGAUUUUGCUUUGGGGCUUAUUACUGCACAUCCCCGGCGGCGGGGAGCUACUACUCACUGGACGGGAGCAGCCAAGCGCACCCCGGCUUCAUCCAGCGACGCCUGAGGACGCACGAGAGGAGGGAGAUGCAGAAGGAGAUCCUGUCCAUCCUCGGCCUGCCGCACAGACCCAGGCCGCAUCUGUCUCACGCAAAGUACAACUCGGCUCCGCUCUUCAUGUUGGACCUGUACAACAGCAUCUCCAGCGGGGACGCGAGCCGAGCGGACGGCGCGUCGGAACGUUAUGAGCCCGUGCGGACGACCCGGAGCCCGCCGCUGGCCACGUAUCAAGAAGCGGCUUUUCUCAACGAUGCUGACAUGGUGAUGAGCUUCGUUAAUCUGGUGGAUCACGACCGGGAGCUCUCUAUUCAACGGCAGCACCACAAAGAGUAUAUGUUCAACCUGUCGCAGAUCCCGGCGGGCGAGGCCGUCACCGCCGCCGAGUUCCGCCUCUACAAAGAGUGUGUGAACCGAGCUUUCCACAACGACACCUUCCUACUCAGAGUCUACCAAGUGGUCAAGGGACACCCAGACAGAGAGGCGGACCUGUUCCUGCUAGAGUCCCGCAGGCUAUGGGCACUGGAAGAGGGUUGGCUGGAGUUUGACAUCACAGCCUCUAGCAACCUGUGGGUGAUGAGUCCUGUGCACAACCUUGGCCUGCAGAUUAGCGUGGAGACCAGUAGUGGGCAAAGUAUCAGUCCCAAAGACGCCGGGUUGGUCGGGCGGGACGGCGCUCUGGAGAAGCAGCCCUUCAUGGUAGCGUUCUUCAAGGUCAGCGAGGUGCACAUCCGCAGCUCCCGCUCGACUGGCGGCAAACGUCGCCAGCAGAACCGCAAUCGAUCCGCGCCAACGCAGGAGGCGUCCAGAGGGCCGAGCCAAGCAGACUACAAUGGCAGCGAUCAGAAGACGGCCUGCAGAAGACACGAGCUCUACGUUAGCUUUCGAGAACUCGGCUGGCAGGACUGGAUCAUUGCUCCGGAAGGCUACGCCGCCAAUUAUUGCGACGGCGAGUGUUCCUUCCCCCUCAACGCUCACAUGAAUGCCACCAACCACGCCAUUGUACAGACUCUGGUGCACCUGAUGAAUCCCGAGAAUGUCCCGAAACCCUGCUGCGCCCCCACCAAACUCCACGCUAUCUCCGUUCUCUACUUCGACGACAACUCCAAUGUCAUUUUGAAGAAAUACAAAAACAUGGUGGUGCGAGCCUGCGGCUGUCACUGACAGAGAGGAGGGGACCGCGGUGGAUGGUUGGACUGGCCAUCGGUUCGGUUAGUCGGGCCCGUACGGGAGACGCUUGAGUGGUUACGGUCGUCCCAUGGCCGUCUAAGCGUUAACUUGGUAAAUCAGACCAAAAUCUGAGGUCACGUCACCUCUGAGCUAGGUGGCUUCAAGUUAUUGUGGUGUGCACUGCAUUUACUCCACCAAUGAGUGGGCAAAACUGAACUGUGAUUGGACCAGUCAGAGUGCUGCUGUUAUGCCCUUCUAAUGGCAGGUUUUUACAAGGCAUCGUUGAGGUGGACAGAAAAUGUCAAUGUUGUCUUAUUACACAUUAGAGUGGAAUUUAUUAUCCUCAAUCUGAAAUAUAUGCUCGUAUGGCUGUAAAAUUCUUAUCAGCUCUUGUGAGUUCAAGUGCCAGUCAAAGUCCCUCCAGGAGAUAGCCCCAUUCUCAGGGCUGGGGAGGGUUCAAGGCAAAUUUUUGCUGAAUUGACCCAUUAGAUCAUUAAUGUUCCUGUAAAGUGACAAUUCAGUAUCAACACAUGAAUACUUUGGUAGGAAAAUACUUCAAAAGGAGCAACAUGUAAGAUUUGCACUUCAAUUGUUCAUUAAAUUACCCUAAUAUUUGCACGAUUGUGUGCACUUGUACUAGGUGUACUUGCGUGCACGUAUGUACGUGUACUUGCAUACACUACGUGUACGUACAUGUGCACGGGCACUACAUGUACGCGUGCCGCUAGUGCUACGUGGGCUAGUACAUGCGCUAGUGCUACGUGCUCUGGUACGUGCGCUAGUGCUACGGGUGCUAGUGUCAAGUGCGCUAGCGCUAAGUGCGCUAGUACUACGUGCGCUUGUAUGUGUGCUAGUGCUACGUGCGCUAGUACGGGUGCUAGUGCUACGGGUGCUAGUGUCGCGUGCGCUAUUGCUAAGUGCGCUGGUACGUGCGUUAGUGCUAGGUGUGCUAGUAUGUGCGCUAGUGCUACGGGUGCUAGUGUCACGUGCGCUAGUGCUAAGUGUGCUGGUACGUGCGCUAGUGCUAGGUGCGCUAGUGCUACGUGCGCUAGUGCUACGUGCGCUAGUGCUACGUGUGCUACGGAUGCUAAUAGCGCUAGUGUUACGGGUGCUACUGUUGCUACGUGCGCUAGUGCUAAGUGCGCUGGUGCUACGUGCUCUAGUGCUACCUGCGCUACGUGUACGUUCUUCUUUGAAAGAUAACCGGCAGAAAACAAGCAGUACUAGCAUGGUUACUACUAGGUUAAUACUACAGGUUUCAAUGCGAGCGCGCGUCUAUAUUGACCCCCUUCCGGUUUACGAUGGUGACGUCCCGCAGCCUUGCGGUCUGAAAAUGGCAUUCGUCGGUACCCUAUUGGCCCACAAGCACAUGUACUUUUACCAUUUGUGCUGCAAAGAAGUGACUUUUUUCCCCCCGUCCAUGUUCACUUACUGUUGCCCAAACAUUCAAUUACUGUACACAGGUUAACCACUUCUGCUAUUAGGGUGCUCAAAUUUUUAUAUUAUUUUUAUACAGCUCAUGCAAAAACUGGAACGGCGAAAAACAUCUUCACAUUAGAGUACGACUUAUUUGUCUAUCAUUGCAAAUUUGCACACGGUUUCUACAAUUACCUUCAAUAAUGUAUUUAAACAGAGCUCUGAAUUCACUUUACAGGAUCUUUAAUGACAAGAUAGGUGGUGUAAAAUGUCAACUUGUGUGUUUCUACAAGUCAAAACUUCAUUCUUUGGUUGUUCUUGCCACAUUUAUUUGCUUCUCAAAUUAUAUUUACAGUCCCAAAAUAUAAAACAGACUGAACCAAAGAGUCCGCAAGGCUAUUUUAGCAGCACCUUUCUCCAAAUAAAACCCCCCAGUGUCAAUAUUUGUGCGUUCAAGUUGAUGCAUGUUGUGGUCCAAACAAGUCGAGAAGGCCUUAUCCAACCAACACGUUCACUUCUGUCGCUGCACGUCAAGACGGUGCACAAACGCACCGUUCUAGCAGUUUACUCUCUUUUUAUUCAAGUUUGAGGGUCAUUUGUAUUUUUGGAAUUGAACACGUUACUGAGGAGUCAUUUAGACAAUAUAUUGUAAAGUAAUGAUACUUAGUUAAUAUCUUAUGUGCCUAGCCGAUCAAACAAAAUAUACCUCCGGUAAGCUGCUGUUUACAUUUCUGAUCAUGUUUAGAGUGUUCUUGUGUAAAUACUUAUUUAUUGCACUUUUUUUGUCAAUUACAAAGUACACCUUAUGAGAGAGAGACUGAGAACCAAACCUAUUUUGGAAUUUUUUUAUUAUGAAAUCUCAACAUUUUUUUGGUAACAAAUCCAUGGGCAGUGCACAACCCAUGACUGCAUAACAGGAAAAAAAAAAGUGUCACUGGAGUUCCUUCAACCAUGUGCUUUCCAUAAAAAAAUUUACUGGCAAAAACUGCUUUGUCUGUGUACCUGGUUUUACAUUGUCACAUGAACAUGACAUCUCAUUUACACUUUGUGCAAACAUGAAAAAGUUUGACACAGUUUCAUCACAUGGAGAGAGAGAGAAAAAUAUGGGUUUGAUUAAAAUGUUGAUUACUCAGUGCUUUGACCCCACUGGGCCACAGAAAACACUUGCUUUCACAGGUACAAACAAUGGGACUUUUAAAAACUUUUCAGAAUGUCAACAGGUGGGUAGUAACUACAGGCCGGCCGAUCCUUUUUCCCCCCCAAACAUCGGUCGAUUAACAAAACAAGACGAUCAAAAUUUUGAUCAGGCAUCUGUGAGGGCAACAGAGGCCGCCACUGACUGAUAGUCGGACCCCGCAUGGACCCCGCAGCAGCUUGAAGGCAAGCUGCUACAGGAAGCUUCAGGCUUGCCUGUUUUGUAAAUACUGUAAGAUUUUUUAAAAAUCUUGCAUUACAGAAUAUGCAAUGUUGCUUUAACUUUUUAAAGUGUUUACCGACUGAUACUUUCGUUCUCAAUGUAACUCGUAGCAUUAGCUUUAGCAUGGAUAGCAUCCUGUCAAUCUCAUUUGGUUACAUCUUUUGAUGUCCUGGUGGGUUUUGAGUCUCAGGUCAUCAUUGUAAAUUUGAAGCUGUUGAAGCAAUUUUUAA
This is a messenger RNA of Corythoichthys intestinalis (scribbled pipefish), 4779 nucleotides long. It is a transcript of the gene bmp6, whose product is annotated as bone morphogenetic protein 6. The transcript is spliced from 7 exons. Gene Ontology annotation, molecular function: cytokine activity; growth factor activity. The record is from RefSeq and is a predicted model, not a curated record. The coding region runs from base 424 to 1710 and encodes 428 amino acids. Gene Ontology annotation, cellular component: extracellular region. NCBI's taxonomy places the organism in Eukaryota, Metazoa, Chordata, Actinopteri, Syngnathiformes, Syngnathidae. Gene Ontology annotation, biological process: BMP signaling pathway.